AUGUCAGAGCAUCAAGCCAAUGGGAAGACAAUCUUCCUCACCGGGGCCACAGGGUUCCUCGGGAAAGUGGUUCUCGAAGAACUCAUACGACGACGCUACGAGUUGAAUGUGGGAAAGGUCAUUGUUUUGAUCCGUCCCUCCAAGCAAUCAACCGUCGGAAUUGCAACAAGAGAGGCCGACCUUGCUUCUCGCUUCUAUGGCGAGGUCGCAACGUCAAAGUGUUUUGCAAAACUACCUUCUGAUUGGACUCGACAUGUUCAGCCCGUUUAUGGAGAUCUGGGCCAGGCACACUGUGGGCUGGAUGCUUCUACCUACGAAAGCAUCAGUCGAGAAACCACUCAUAUCAUACACUGCGCUGCUUGCGUGCAGUUUGAUCUUUCACUCAGCGAAUCGCUCGACAUCAACUUGAAGGGAACACUCGCCAUUCUUCAAUUGGCUCGAAUGUGCCUCAAGCUCGAGCGUUUUGUAUACACAUCCACAGCAUACGUGACUCCUCACAAAGGAAACAAUCCAAUACAUGAGGUGUUAGCACCUCUGGGUCCUUGGAUAAGUGCUCAAGAGAUACUCGAUACUUUAUACUCAGGAUCGAUUAACGAGACGGAGCUAUUGAGACAGACCGGCCACCCCAACACAUAUACACUCUCGAAAUGCAUCACGGAGCAUAUUGUCUUGAAGAGCUGUGACAGCAUCCCAUUAAUCAUUGUACGCCCAAGCAUCAUCACUGCAGCGCUGGAACGUCCAUACCCGGCAUGGUCUGAUAGCGCCUCAGCCGGCGUUGGACUUGUGCUGGGUGUCCAAGAUGGCGGCGUCAGUGCUCUUACGGGCAACCCUACAGCAUUUGUGAACCUCGUUCCUGUUGACUUUGUCGCCGACUUUCUCGUCGACGAGGCCUUU
Molecule: messenger RNA, 894 nt
Organism: Trichoderma citrinoviride
Lineage: Eukaryota; Fungi; Ascomycota; Sordariomycetes; Hypocreales; Hypocreaceae
Exons: 1
Biological process (GO): long-chain fatty-acyl-CoA metabolic process
Cellular component (GO): peroxisome
Molecular function (GO): alcohol-forming very long-chain fatty acyl-CoA reductase (NADP+) activity
Source: RefSeq, a predicted model, not a curated record